CUUCCGUGUGUAAGGAAAUAAGCCAGAGCGCCAGUUUUUUUCGGCCGGUGUGCGUCUGUUACAACUUACCAGAGACGGUCGAGAUUCGGAUCUCACAGAAACGCCACUUUCGUAAGGCCAGACCGAGCCUAACGUUUGGUCUUGAGGCAAAACAAAAUGGGCAUCUUGGACAGGAUACGGAAGGAAUGGUUUAUCAUUGGAAUAGUACUGGUUAUUGCUUUAGCAAAAUUGGAGCCUGCCACGGGAGUGAAAGGAGGACCUUUGAAGCCAGAGAUAACAAUCACAUAUAUUGCAGUUUCUACCAUAUUUUUUAACAGUGGACUCUCAUUAAAAACUGAGGAGCUUACAAGUGCUUUGAUGCAUGUGAAGCUUCAUCUGUUUGUCCAGACCUUCACACUCGUGUUUUUCCCUGCAGCAAUAUGGCUUUUCUUGAAAAUCUUAUCAUUAACCACCAUCAAUGAAUGGCUGCUUAAAGGGUUGCAGACAGUUGGGUGCAUGCCUCCUCCUGUGUCCUCUGCAGUCAUUCUGACCAAAGCAGUUGGUGGAAAUGAGCUUGGUUAUCUUCUCAUAUACUGGUGAGGAUUAAUUGGAUACAAUUACUUUCAA
Polypterus senegalus (gray bichir) is the source of this 606-nucleotide messenger RNA. RefSeq names its product sodium/bile acid cotransporter 7-like. The transcript has 5 exons. The coding region runs from base 157 to 579 and encodes 140 amino acids. The record is from RefSeq and is a predicted model, not a curated record. Lineage: Eukaryota; Metazoa; Chordata; Cladistia; Polypteriformes; Polypteridae. Gene Ontology annotation, cellular component: plasma membrane.